GCAUUCUCCCUCAAUUCCGUUUAAUUGCAGAGAUCGGCUGAAUCUCAGUGAAUUGCUUGCUCCUCUUUCAUUUGUCUGGUUUUACAGUUGGUUUGUGUUUUUCCUUUUCCAUUAAUCAAUCAUCGACUGCAAAAAUGUUCGAGAAAUUAUUCAAGAAAUCCAAGGAAACGCUUUCUCCGCUUUCCACCAUAGACAAGCUCAAUGAGACAUUGGAAAUGCUAGAGAAAAAGGAAAAUGUUCUUCAAAGAAAAAUGUCCUCAGAAAUUCAAAAAGCAAAGGAUUUCACAAGAAUGAAGAAUAAGCGAGCUGCAAUUCAAUGCUUGAAGCGAAAAAAGCUAUAUGAAGCACAAAUAGAGCAGCUAGGAAAUUUCCAAUUACGAAUACAUGAUCAGAUGAUUACACUCGAGGGUGCCAAGGCAACAACAGACACUGUUUAUGCUCUGAGGACAGGGGCAGCAGCCAUGAAAGCCAUUCAACAUUCCAUGAAUGUUGAUGACAUUGAUAAGACCAUGGAAGAAGUAAAUGAGCACACAGAGAAUAUGAAGCAGAUUCAAGAGGCACUUGCAGCUCCUAUUGGUGCUGCUGCUGAUAUAGAUGAGGAUGAGCUAGAAGCUGAGCUCGAGGAACUAGAAGGAGCGGAGCUAGAGGAAGAAUUAUUGCAGCCAACUGGCAGUGUCCCUGCAGUGCAGAGGCCUGCUGCCAACCUUCCUCAGAGAGCAGCGCCGCUUCAGUCAACCAGUAAUGAGGAGGCUGAUGAAUUAGCUUCCCUUCAAGCAGAGAUGGCGCUCUAAUCUCUUUUAUUCUACCCUACUAUUUGUAUACUCACUUUGAAGGCAUGCAGCACGGAUCCUCUACGCUUUGCAUCAUCUAUCCACACUUUUGUGCAACUAAAAUACAAUACUAGUCAGAUGCAGAUUCUGCAAUGACUGUAUAUAUAUAUAAGUUCCAUAGGGGGAUGUAACUAACAGCUUGGAAUUAAAUAAGUAGAUUCUGUUGUAUGUGACAAGCAUGGGCUUAUGUCUGUGACACUCUCUCUCUCCUUUCCUCCUCCCCCCCGGCUCCCCAAAUAUGCAAUGCUGUUGCUUCUCAAUGAGAGUACACUGUUUCCUUCUGGAAGCUCCGUUACAAAAACUGCUCUACUACUCAGAUAUUGAAUUGACUGCUACUGUUUAUUGUGAUUACUCA
Molecule: messenger RNA, 1185 nt
Organism: Amborella trichopoda
Lineage: Eukaryota; Viridiplantae; Streptophyta; Magnoliopsida; Amborellales; Amborellaceae
Product: vacuolar protein sorting-associated protein 32 homolog 1
Biological process (GO): vesicle budding from membrane; late endosome to vacuole transport via multivesicular body sorting pathway
Cellular component (GO): multivesicular body; cytoplasmic side of plasma membrane; ESCRT III complex
Source: RefSeq, a predicted model, not a curated record